AUGGAGUGCUUGGACGCGAUGGCCGUGCCGCUUGUCGCGACGGUCGAAGAUGCGAGCGAGCUUCCCGCACUCGUGCGUCAGUGCUUUUUGUACGAGCUGGCAUUGGAGGCACCCACGGAGGCCGAGCGCCUCGCGAUGCUCGAGCAGCUCACGGCGACGACCGUCUUGGCGGCCGACGUGGACCUCGCAGCAGUCGCGCACCAAAGCGCUGGCCGCACGUUUGGGGAGCUCCGUGCCUUGGUGGCCGAUGCCACGUGCCACCGCCUCGCGCAAGUCUCGGAGCUUGCGACGAUCGACGAAGAUGCGAUGAUCGAGAGCCUCUCGGCGCUGGCUCUGCACAUGGUCGACUUGGAGCACGCGCUCAAGCACCAAGCGACCAAGUCGUCCCUCGGUCUUGGCUCGGCCACGAUUCCCAACGUCAAGUGGGAAGACGUCGGUGGCCUCGACCACGUCAAAGACGAAAUCCUCGACAUGGUCCAAUUGCCGCUCAAGCACCCCGAGCUCUUUGCGUCCGGCGUCCGACAACGCUCGGGUAUCUUGCUUUACGGUCCGCCGGGCACGGGCAAGACGCUGCUGGCCAAGGCGAUUGCGACCGAGUGCAGCAUGAACUUUAUCAGCGUCAAGGGCCCCGAACUCCUCAACAUGUACAUUGGUGAAAGUGAAAAGAACGUUCGGCACGUGUUCCAAAUGGCUCGGAACGCGCGUCCGUGCAUUCUCUUCUUCGAUGAACUUGACUCGCUCGCGCCGAUGCGCGGUCGCGGCAGUGACUCGGGCGGCGUCAUGGACCGCGUCGUGUCGCAGCUCCUCACGGAGAUCGACAGCAACCUCGACCAAGUGUUUGUCGUCGGCGCCACCAACCGCCCGGACCUCAUCGAGUCGGCGUUGCUUCGCCCGGGCCGGUUUGAUCGACUGCUGUACCUCGGUAUCUGCAGCGACAAAAACGCCCAGCUCAAGGUCGUCGAGGCCCUCACGCGCAAGUUUCGCCUCGCGCGCGACGUGCACUUGCCGACGGUCCUCUCGGCGUGCCCGCUGCACUUUACCGGCGCCGACUUUUACGCGCUCUGCUCGAUUGCGCUGGCCAAUGCGAUCAAAGACCGCGUCCGCGCCAUUGACGCACACAUUCAAACGACCAACCAAGCCGAUUGCUACUCUGCGCGGCCGCUCAACCCGGCGAUGGUGCUCGACAAGAUGACGCCGGACGAGCUCCAAGUCGAGGUGUCCGCGACGCACUUUGAACGCGCGCUUGCUGCUGUCGUGCCGUCGGUCUCGGCCUCGGAACUCGCCCACUACGAGAAGCUCCGGAAGCAGUUUAGCUCACUCGACGUCGCGUCUUCCUAA
Molecule: messenger RNA, 1338 nt
Organism: Saprolegnia parasitica CBS 223.65
Lineage: Eukaryota; Oomycota; Saprolegniomycetes; Saprolegniales; Saprolegniaceae
Exons: 9
Coding region: 1-1338 (445 amino acids)
Biological process (GO): protein import into peroxisome matrix
Cellular component (GO): cytosol; peroxisomal membrane
Molecular function (GO): ATP hydrolysis activity; ATP binding
Source: RefSeq, a predicted model, not a curated record